UCCCGACGUGCCCGAUCAAUUUGGCCACGUUGCGGACGCGGCUGCCCGAUCUCGGCAGCUGGAGUCUGCCCCACAUAUGCAAGGAGGCGGUCACAAACAGCGGCGGCACCACCACGCCGGAGGGCACAUCCGGUAACUACAGCAGCAACAUCACCGCCACGGCCGACGCCUUCUAUCAGCCGACGACGGUGCCGGGGUCGCUACACACCGUCGUCCCGGCGAACGGUACGGCCGUCACCGUACAGCCGACCGCCCAGCAGCACUACCACCAGACGAACCUGCACAAACACUACAAGGCGCACAAGAAGAUGCCAGCGUUCCGGGGCCGCCGGGGCUGGUGUGGCUGCCUGCAGGAUGACGAACCACCCGAAAUCUGUGUGGUGGAAGGUGUGUUCUCGCUGCAGACGCUCACACCCACCCAGCCGAUGCCGGCGAUCGACGAGCUCGACAGCAAGUUUGCCGAGCUGGUCGAGGAGCUCGACCUGACCGCACCGAACAAGGCGGCCAUGAUGAGCCUGCCGCCCCAGAAGAAGUGGCAAAUCUACUGCUCGCGCAAAAGCCCCCUCGACAGCGGGCCCAACGGCACCCCGCUACAAACCGUACCGCCGUCGCCGGAACACUACAUCGAGCGGCUCAAGGAUAUGGCGGUGCAGCUGAAAGCCUGCGCGCCGGACGAGUCGCCAACGCACGAGUACGGGCCGAAGAUCGAAUCGCAAACCGCACUGUUCGAUGCGCUCAAGACGGCACUGCGCACCUCGGCCCACAGCUUCGUGAUACGGUUUAUCGAGCUGCAGGGGCUGCCGGCCCUGCUCGAGCUGCUGCAGGCGCUCGACAUACGGGUAGCGAACAGCCCGCUGCACACCAGCCUGAUCGGGUGCAUCAAGGCGCUCAUGAACAACUCGACCGGCCGGUCCCAUGUGCUCGCCCACCCGACCGGGAUCGAUACGAUCGCCCGGUCGCUGGCGGCGGACAACAUCAAGACGAAGAUUGCCGCGCUGGAGAUACUCGGCGCCGUCUGUCUCGUGCCGGGCGGCCACAAGAAGGUGCUGAACGCGAUGCUCAACUACCAGGAGUAUGCGGCCGAGCGGGCCCGCUUCCAGGGCAUCGUGAACGAUCUCGACCGCUCGACCGGCGCGUACCGGGACGAUGUCAACCUCAAGACGGCGAUCAUGUCGUUCAUCAACGCCGUGCUGAACUACGGCCCCGGGCAGGAGAAUCUCGAGUUUCGGCUCCAUCUGCGGUACGAGUUCCUGAUGCUCGGCAUCCAGCCCGUCAUCGACAAGCUGCGCAAGCACGAGAACGACACGCUGAACCGCCAUCUGGACUUCUUCGAGAUGGUGCGCAACGAGGACGAGAAGGAGCUGGCGCGCAAGUUUGACCACGAGCACGUGGACACCAAGAGCGCGUCGGCCAUGUUCGAUCUGAUCCGGCGCAAGCUGAGCCAUUCGCCGGCCUACCCGCAUCUGCUGUCGCUGCUGCAGCAUAUGCUGCUGCUGCCGCCGCCCACGACGGGCCCGAACGCGCAGCACUGGCUGCUGUUUGAUCGGGUGGUGCAGCAGCUCGUGCUGCAGCACGAGGAACGCCCGGCCAGCGACUGUCUCGAUCCGGACGCACCGGGCGCGGACAAGCGCUCCGAGACGGGUUCGGUGGCGUCGGCCUCGCUGAAGCUGCAGGACCCGGACGUGGCACCGCUCGCGAUCGACGUGCGCAAGGUGGUGAAGUUGCUGGUGAAGGAGGAAGAGCUGGUGGCCGCCCGCACCCGGGCCGAGGAUUUGGAGCGCGAGAACGCGGAAAUAGUGGCCCGGCUGGCGAAGAAGGAGCAGGACCUGGACCACCGGACGCAGGAAAAGGAAGACCUGGAGACGGCGCUGGCGCGCAUGCGCGAGCGGCUGGAGAAGGAAAGUGCCAACCACUCGCAGGCGGUCCAGCGUGCGCUCAAUGCGGAGAUGCGGGCCGAGGACCUGCAGCACCGGAUCGUAAGCGAGCAGCAGGAGCGGAUCCGGCUCGAGCGGCUCGUCACCGAGGGCAGCAUCCCGGACGACCAGAAGGUGGCGGGCCUGCAGGGUGCGAACUGCAACGGGCAGGCCACGUCACCGCCGCCUCCGCCGCCGCCCGCCUGCAAGCUGCCGCCGCCGCCGCCACCGCCCAUGAUGAUGCCGGCCGCACCGCCGCCACCGCCCGCUCCGGGCGGUCUGCCGAAGGUGGCGCCGGCCGGCGGGCCCCAGGCACCGGCCGCUCCGAAGGCACCCGAAGCGCCCAAGAAGAACGUACCGCAGCCGGCCAACCCGCUCAAGAGCUUCAACUGGUCCAAGCUGCCCGACAGCAAGCUGCAGGGCACGGUGUGGAGCGAGCUGGACGACACCAAGUGGUACAACAGCAUCGAGCUCGAGUCGAUCGAUAAACUGUUCUCCGCCUACCAAAAGAACGGUGUUACGAAUGAUGGUUCGAUCGAGGAUCUUCGAUUGAUCGGGAAGAAUAAGGCUAAGAUUUUGUCGGUAAUUGAUGGACGACGGGCGCAGAACUGUACCAUCCUCCUCAGCAAGCUCAAGAUGACUGACGAGGAGAUCUCCAAGGCAAUCUUGUCGAUGGACUCCAACGAGCAGCUACCAAUCGAUAUGGUAGAGCAACUCCUGAAGUUCACUCCAUCGGCCGAGGAGCGUGCCCUGCUGGACGAGCAUUCCGAGGAUAUCGAUUCCCUUGCACGUGCGGACCGGUUUCUCUACGAAAUCUCAAAGAUACCUCACUACGAGCAGCGGUUGCGCAGCCUACACUACAAGAAGCGGUUCCAGGUGACCGUGAACGAUCUCGCCCCAAGGAUCGCCAGCGUAAUGGAGGCCUCCCGCGAGGUCGCCCGCUCCCGCAAGCUUCGCAAGCUGCUCGAGCUCGUCCUGGCGCUCGGCAACUACAUGAACCGUGGUGCCCGGGGCAAUGCGUCCGGCUUCCGGCUGGCCUCGCUGAACCGGCUAGCGGACACCAAGUCCAGUGCGGCCAAGGGUACCACCCUGCUCCACUAUCUGGUGCAGAUCAUCGAGAAGAAGUUCAAGGACAUCCUGACGCUGGAGGAGGAUCUGCCGCACGUGAAGGAAGCGUCCAAGGUGUCGCUCGGCGAGAUGGACAAGGACAUUACGAUGCUGCGGGCCGGGCUGGCCGAGGUGAACCGCGAGAUCGAGUUCCACCGUAGCAGCGGUGCGUCCCAGCCGGGCGACCGGUUCCUGCCGGUGAUGCGCGAAUUCCACGCCCAGGCCUCGGUACGGUUCGCCGAGCUGGAGGACCAGUUCCAGGACAUGAAGACGAGGUUCGAUCGUGCCGUUCGGCUCUUUGGUGAGGAUGGUUCCGUCGUGCAGCCGGAAGAGUUCUUCGGCAUCUUUGACGGCUUCCUGUCCGCGCUGAUGGAAGCGAAGCAGGACAAUGAGAACUUCCGGCGGCGCCAGGAGGAGGAGGAAAAGCGUGCCAAGCAGGAGGCCGAGCUAAAGAAGCGCACGAUCGAGCGAAAGUCCAAGGAGGGCCUGCUCAACUCGGUCGCCGGCAAGCUGGGCCUGAAGUCGAAGCACUCGAACGGCACGAACGGUGGGCCCGUCCCCGGGGCCGAUCCCAACAACAAGGGUGAGUUCGACGACCUCAUAUCGGCACUCCGGACGGGUGACGUGUUCGGGGAGGAUAUGGCCAAAUUUAAGCGCUCGCGCAAAACGCGCCUCGGACCGAACGGGACCAACAAUACGUCGCCACCGCGCAGCCGGAACAGCAUCGGGCGGGAGGACAGCCGCGAGCGUACCGGUGUGGCCAACAACCGGCGACAGUAGACAUGAUAAGAAUGACUCCCCGCCCCCUCCUUUCCCUUCCCAUUCCGGCAACAACGCAAUCCUUCCGGUAGCUGAUGGAAAAGCAACGGCCAACCGGAAUGGCCAGUAGAUAAAUCAAUCCCGUUUACCGGUACCCAACACGAAUGGUACACACACUUUAAGGAAUGUUUGUCACUUGGUUGUAUGUGGUUUCGUUGGUUCGCCAAUUAAGCAGAGGGCCAAAUUACACCGUGUACAGGGGUUCUCCUUAAUCUCCCUUAAACCUACUUCUUUUGUGUCGUUUUGUGUAUUUUCCACAUUUUGUACAGUUGCUUUGUGUAGUUAGUUUUAAGUUUGAGCUGCUUGAUCGCUCGACACACACAACACACACGACGAUCGUCAAAAGGAAUCGAUAUAUCGAGCACAACCUGCAAGGUCUUCCUGUACGUCCCACCCGCUAGAAGCUCCCGCUUUCUGUCCCAGUCAAUGACACCAUUUGCCCCAACGCCUCUCCCCAAACGCCCCAAAUUAAUUUAUUUUAAUCCCUUUGCAUCCACCAUCUCUACUGAUUUUCUUGCUAUGAACGCGUGUCGGGGGGUUUUUCCUUUAGGCCCAAAGCUGCUGUAAAGGAAGUAUAGAAUGUGCACAGGCUUUGAGGAUGGGACACUUUAGCGAUUAAUGUAAACGAAAAAAUUUACAACCACUGUAAAGUCUGCAAAAGAUACGUUUUUGGAUAGAGAGAAAGAGAGAGAGAGAGAGUAUGUGUAUGCACAAAACCAACCAACUACUCAUUUGUACGGACAUUUUUUGAAUCAAUACUCUAUUGAGGGGAAGAAAAGUGAACAUUAAAACAAGUUACAGAACACCUAAAAUUGUCACUUUUGGACGUAACUUUACCCACAUCCCACAAAACAAAUGUUUAGAUGUUUCCAGAUUUGGUGAAGCAAAGCUUUUCAGUUUGGAUAGAAGGAAAAGGUAGUGUGAGCAUAAAGCAAAAAUUUACAACGAUCGUGUUUAAAAAAAUAGAGUGAAACUGCAAACUUUUUGGGUUAUUUUUGUAUUUGAUCAACUAUUGAAUCCAACAACUUCCAGCGUUCCUUAAUCCAUACAACUUGCAAACUUUUCUUCAAAGGAUUUCCCAAACAUCAAUAGCAAUGUUGUACAACUUAUUAGAAUAGUUCUAAACCUCCUUUUUUACAAAGCAUUAACACAGAUGUUUGAUCAUUUUUAACAUAAACAGCAGGCAAUUUUUAAUUAUUUUAAAAAUCUAGCUUUUUUUUGGAAAACUUCAAUACGCGGGUUUUUUACGUUUUUCAGUAGGAUUAAAUCCAAUCAACAAGCCCCUCCUAAGUUAAUUAUAGAAAAAUAUGCCCAAAGCAAUUGUUUACAAAAAAUGGUAAAAAAAAACUCUGGAAAGCAGUAAACAUAUUUUAAGCAACAGUAAAACGAGCAGUUCAAAAAUGAAAAGAAACCAAUUGGGGGCAAAGGGUCGUUUUCGGUACGGGGUACCGAUUGCUCGUAACGUACACUCGUUCGUACGUACACUCGUUUCGUGGAGAGACGUAAAUAGUGCAUUGCUCUUUUUAGCACAUGUAGGAAGGUUUUAUGAAAAUGUAGGAGUAGAAAAGUGAAGAAAAAAAAGUAAUCAAAUUCCAUCUAAAUACACACAUACAUACCACCCACAGUCAUCAUACAAGCACUAGUAGUAGAAUGUAGCUAAAUGCAAAUACAGUGAGGCAGACAUGUAUAAUCAUUUGAAUAUUAAGUAUCGGGAGCGAUGUUCGUAGGAUGAAGAGGAGAAGGAGCAAGCAAAGCGUAUAUAUGUAUGUAACUAGUGAUCGUUUUAGUGUGUGCGUGUGUGUUUCGUGCGUCGUAAUAACGUCCUUCAGGACGAUCGCCGACGAUGUUUGUUAGUAGUACGGGAGUUAGAAUCUAUUUUCAUUUUUUUUUCUUUCUGUUGCUCGAUCAAUCAAUCGAUCGGAGUGUUUCCUUUCCUAGCCUUUAGUCAGCGCUAGUAGAUAUAUAUUGUGCGUGCUUGCGGAUGGCGUUUAGAUAGACAACUGACCACCUAGCAUCCUGCCACCACGCUGGAUGCUUCUGGGUGGCUGUGAAUCGGUUCGGCACAAGCAUGAUCACCCAUUCAUUCACAUCAUUCACAUACUGUACAUACAUAUAAUCCCGAUUAGUUGUAGCGCAUAUUGAUGACCAGAAACUAGUUCGUUUUAGUAGCAAUGGCGGGUGGGUGUUAAACAUGGGGAGGGAAAAUUGACGAAACACAACCGAGAAACACGACCCAUUUUUGUUUCUCUCCAAAACUUUGGAGUAACACGCUUUCGAUGGCACGUUCAUAUUUUGUGUCCUUUUCGUAUAUGUGUGCGCACACACGCAACGUGCACAUAUUUGUGGUUUAGGUUGCUUCACCAUCCAGAAAAGGGCGACAAUGAUCUCCUCCUCCUCGGUGGAUAGCUUCGAACGUAAAGCGACAAACAUUUGUUAGCUGCGUGUGUGUGUGUGUGUGUGUUGGAUGAGGCGGAAAAGAAGAAGCAAGCGUGAUCAGCGAUCGUAUGAAGAUAGAACUUGAUGGUACGAUUACGAAAAUGUACGCAAACAACUAGGAAAGAUGCAGAAAAGGGGCGGAAAAUGUGUUCGAUGGAAAUCGCGCACAUGGAAAGUGAUGCUCUUGAGUUCGCUCCCUUUUCACGCACGCACACAUGCGGUUUGUGGUGUUAAUUUUUUUUUCUAGUGAUUGUGUGACAAUGAAUCGAUCGAUGUGCACGUGAAACACGUUUUGCUCGAGUACGAAAAACUUGUAUGAAAUAAAGAAAUCAAACUUAAAA
This is a messenger RNA of Anopheles merus, 6616 nucleotides long. RefSeq names its product disheveled-associated activator of morphogenesis 1-like. The coding region runs from base 309 to 3800 and encodes 1163 amino acids. The transcript is spliced from 7 exons. Gene Ontology annotation, biological process: positive regulation of actin filament polymerization; actin cytoskeleton organization. Gene Ontology annotation, molecular function: actin binding; small GTPase binding. Lineage: Eukaryota; Metazoa; Arthropoda; Insecta; Diptera; Culicidae. The record is from RefSeq and is a predicted model, not a curated record.